Neoarthrinium moseri is the source of this 1608-nucleotide messenger RNA. RefSeq lists its product as uncharacterized. NCBI's taxonomy places the organism in Eukaryota, Fungi, Ascomycota, Sordariomycetes, Amphisphaeriales, Apiosporaceae. Gene Ontology annotation, molecular function: ATP-dependent protein folding chaperone; ATP hydrolysis activity; ATP binding. The transcript has 3 exons. The coding region runs from base 1 to 1608 and encodes 535 amino acids. The record is from RefSeq and is a predicted model, not a curated record. Gene Ontology annotation, biological process: protein folding. Gene Ontology annotation, cellular component: chaperonin-containing T-complex.
AUGGCUACAGCAGCCCCCGCCAGCGGCGGCACCGCCCACUCCAAUGCCACCUUCAGAGACAAGGAGAAGCCCAUAGCAGUGCGGUCUGCCAACAUUGUCGCAGCCAGAGCCGUCGCCGAUGCCAUCCGGACGUCCUUGGGUCCCCGUGGUAUGGACAAGAUGAUCAGGAGCGGGAGGGGCGAGACCAUAAUCACCAACGAUGGCAACACCAUGUUGAAGAGCAUGUCCGUCAUGCACCCGACCGCCAAGAUGUUGGUCAACCUGUCCGGGGCCCAGGACGUCGAGGCCGGAGACGGAACCACCUCCGUCGUCGUCAUCUGCGGUGCCCUUCUGGGUGCUGCCGACCGCCUGUUGGGCAAGGGCAUCCACCCCUCGGUCAUUUCAGAGUCCUUCCAGAGAGCCGCCGCCGCCUCGGUCCAGAUCCUGCACGACAUGUCACAACCCGUGGCCCUGAACGACACAGCCACCCUCCUGCAGGCAGCCAACACCUCGCUGUCCUCCAAGAUCGUCUCACAAUACUCGGGCCUGCUCGGCUCCAUGGCCGUCAACGCCGUCACCAAGACCAUUGACGUCAAGACCGCCGACAACGUCGACCUGAAGAACAUCAGAAUCGUCAAGAAGGUCGGGGGCACGAUAGAAGACAGCGAGCUGGUCGAUGGCGUCGUCCUCAACCAGCCCGUCAUCAAGCAGGCCGGAGGUCCCGUCAAGAUGGAGAAGGCCAGGAUCGGUCUGAUCCAGUUCCAGCUCAGCCCCCCCAAGCCGGACAUGGAGAACACCAUCGCCGUCAACGACUACCGCCAGAUGGACAAGAUCGUCAAGGAGGAGCGUCUAUACCUGCUGAACCUCGUCAAGAAGAUCAAGAAGGCCAAGUGCAACGUGCUCCUGAUCCAAAAGUCCAUCCUGCGUGACGCUGUCAACGACCUGUCCCUCCACUUCCUGGCCAAGCUCAACAUCAUGGCUGUCAAGGAUAUCGAGCGUGACGAGGUCGAGUUUAUCUGCAAGUCGACCGGCUGCAAGCCCAUUGCGGAUAUCGACUCGUUCACCGAGGACAAGCUGGGCAGCGCCGACUUGAUCGAGGAGUCACAGGCCAACGGUGCACGCAUGGUCAAGAUCCUGGGCACCAAGAGCGCAGGCAAGACCAUCAGCGUUGUCUGCAGGGGUGCCAACAGCUUGAUUCUGGACGAGGCCGAGCGCUCGCUCCACGACGCCCUGUGUGUCAUCCGCUGUCUGGUCAAGAAGAAGGCUCUCAUUGCCGGAGGAGGUGCUCCCGAGAUCGAGAUUGCUGCACAACUCUCGAAACAGGCUCGUGAGCUGACCGGCACUGAGGCUAUCUGCUGGAAAGCCUUCGCCGACGCCCUGGAGAUCAUCCCCACCACGUUGGCCGAGAACGCAGGAUUGAACAGCAUCAAGGUUGUCACCGAGUUAAGACACCGUCACGAGAUGGGUGAGAAGAAUGCAGGCGUCAGUAUCAAGAGCGGCGGUGUCAACAACAACAUCGCCAAGGAGAACGUUCUGCAGCCCCUGUUGGUCAGCACCAGCGCCAUUGAGCUGGCAGCUGAGACUGUCAAGAUGAUCCUGCGUAUCGACGACAUUGCUCUGAGCCGAUAA